Messenger RNA from Synchiropus splendidus (mandarinfish), 3110 nucleotides. RefSeq names its product high affinity choline transporter 1-like. The record is from RefSeq and is a predicted model, not a curated record. Gene Ontology annotation, molecular function: choline:sodium symporter activity. Gene Ontology annotation, biological process: transmembrane transport; acetylcholine biosynthetic process; choline transport. Bases 912 to 2570 code for a protein of 552 amino acids. Gene Ontology annotation, cellular component: plasma membrane. NCBI's taxonomy places the organism in Eukaryota, Metazoa, Chordata, Actinopteri, Syngnathiformes, Callionymidae. The transcript has 8 exons.
UUUUCACUGUGUGUAUUAGGAGGCCAACAGAUUUAUCAUUAAAUAGUUUGAUCAAUGGCGCAGACAGUUGGCAGAAUGUUAGGAAAAUGUUUAAUAUUUCCUGUGGACUGAUGAGGUUGGCCUCAACAGCACCUUUAGUCGGUCCGUGCCAUUGGCAAACUAUUAUAUGAUGCCUGCACACUUGGGUCACAUGCCUCAGUUCUUGCACUUGCUUCACUUCACAUUUAUUUUCAAUGAUUUCGCCAGAAAUUGUAGGCUUAUGAUCUGAAUUGAAAUGGUCAGUUUAUUUAUUUAUGUGAUAUUUACAUUUAUAUAACAUCCAGUGGCCGAAAAACAAAACAAAAAGUUUAAUCUUACCUGCUGCGUGAGGGCAAACACAGGUAGAUAUUUGUGUAACCUAUUUUCAAUUUGAACAAGUUCAGGCAACUUUUUCUGUCAUGACUGUUUUGAUCGGACGAAGCAUUGAUCAGGCUCUUACCAUAUUGGCACACAGCUCAUUCUACAUCCACACACGCCAUCACAGUGUUUUUCUACGGGACUGGUGCAAGGUGUCGGCAAACUAACACUCCGGUUAAAAAAUAAAUCAACCCUAAAAUGCUGUAAAAAGAUAUAUAAUGGGGAAAUUCUGAGCUCCAUUGUAUUUCACUCAGUGUGUUGAGACACUGGAGGCACUUGAUGCAUUCAUUUACUGAAGACAUCAGCAUCAAAGUACAGUAUGUGUUGAAGUCAAAGAUAAUAUUUUUGUUGUAUUGUUUAUCCAUUGCAAAUCUGCAGUAUUGUCUCAAGGGCCUGACCCAACAAGACAUGUUUGUUUACAAGUGUCUCUUGACAUUUUACUGCUGGACAAGUUUGUCAGGUUCUGAAACUGAUAAAAAGCUGUAGAUGUGCGUUGCCCGUCCACUCAAUGCACCAUGGGUGUCAACGUCCCCGGGCUCAUAGUCUUGCUGCUCUUCUACUUGCUUGUCUUUGGCACUGGCAUCUGGGCAUCCAGGAAGUCCAAGAGGGCAAAAGAGAGCAGAAGUGCAAACUGGUCAGAUGUUACGCUUCUGGGGAACAGAGGAAUUAACCUGGCAGUUGGAGUCUUCACUACAGCAGCUACUUACGUUGGAGGAGGCUUCAUUGUUGGAAUCUCAGAGCUGGUGUACACUCCGACCUGGGGACUGGUCUGGACCAUCAUCCCAGUCUCAGCUGCUAUGGCAUUCAUUGUGGGUGGCAUUUUCUAUGCGAAGAAAAUGCGACAGGGAAAAUACGUGACGAUGAUGGACCCCAUCCAGAGGAAGCUUGGAACGGCUGUCAGUGGGGUUUUGUCAGUGGCUCUCUUGGUGUCUGACAUGUUCUGGGUGCCUGCGGGUCUGAUCAGUUUAGGCAGCACUAUGUCCAUCAUCCUCGACCUGUCCUACAACUUGUGUGUUUGGAUCUCAGCUGCGGUGGCUGUCACCUACACACUCUUAGGAGGACUGUACUCUGUAGCGUACACUGAUGUCUUACAGCUGGUCCUCAUAUUCGUCAGUUUGUGGCUCUGUGUUCCUUUCGUGCUGAUCUCGGAACACUCACUCGACAUCACACAAACUGCUUUGAACUUCACAUAUCAAGAUCCGUGGGUCGGUUCAAUCGACAUAGACGGAGUGUGGACGUGGCUGGAUCAGCUGCUGCUGUUGGGUUUCUCUUUUCUGGGAAGUCAGGAGUUUCACCAGAGGAUGUUGUCAGCGUCCUCACCCACCACAGCCAGACUGAGCUGCUUCAUUGCAGCCCCUGUCACAUUAAUGUUAGCAGUUCCACCAGUAUUGAUCGGCGCCGCUGCCACAUCAACAGAUUGGAACCAGACUUCGUACGGCUCUCCAUCACCGUACGAGAGAGACGAGGCCAGUUAUAUUCUCCCCCUGGUCUUGCAACACCUCACUCCAAGCUAUGUGUCAGUUAUUGGCAUUGGAGCUGUUGGUGCUGCCGUGAUGUCAUCGACAGACUCUGCUCUUUUGUCGGCAGCUUCCAUCUUCUCCUCCAACAUUUACAAGAGCAUCCUGAGGACCAGUGCAUCAGAGAGGGAAAUGCAGUGGGUGGUCCGAAUCACAGUCGUGUUGGUGGGCGUCGUUGGAUCAUUGUUUACUUUUCUUAACAACAGCAUCAUGGUUUUCUGGAUUGUGGGAGCUGACAUUGCAUACGUCUUCACGUUCCCUGCUCUCACUUGUGCCCUGUUCUGUGAGUUCUCCAACGGCUAUGGCGCCAUCAUGGGAGUCUUCAUCGCGCUGCUAUUCAGAGUGCUGAGUGGAGAACCAGAGUUUGGCUUGCCAGCAGUCCUCCAUUAUCCAGGAGGCACAGUCAAGGACGGCAUGUACAUCCAGCGCGCCCCUGUCAGCACCAUCUGUAUGCUGAGCAACCUGCUCGCCACCAUCUUCUUCUCUUACUUGACUUCGCUGCUGUUCAACAGAGGAAUUCUGCCUGAAAAAUGGGACAUAUUUGCAGUUAAAGGCCGCCAACCAUGCAAAACCACUGAUGUGAACACUGAGGAGAACUGUGAGAGAGAAACUGAUCACAUGAUGGAAACAUCUCCGCUGGAGACAUCGACCCUUUGAUAUGUGUUGAGUAAUAGCUGAGAUAAAAACACUGAUUACGGUUCCAUCAUCAUAACCUUUUCUGUUAUACUGACUAUUGCUGACUCUUGACUGCCUUUGGUAAGGUUAUUAUUACUGGUAAUGCUUGUGGCAAGUAAAAAUGCUUUUGGGACAUUGUAGUGAUGAUGCCUGAGACCAUGCCAUGGACAGGAAGGAGGGUGUGAGUUCUGUCUUAACCAUCCAUUUAGCCAAUGUAGUAAACUCAAACAGUAUCUGGCCCUGCACUGAAGUACUAGCAGUGACUGGCCUGCCUCGUGGUUCAAGAGUGAUGUGGUCUUAUGUCAGAAUCAAAUCAAAUUUAUUGCCAUGGUCAGUGGGGAGCCCACUGACUAGGAAAGUGCCUUGGAAUAAAGUGCAACAAAAAACAAUAAAAUAGAAUAAAUAGAAUAACAUUACAACAAGGCUGUUCAUGAAUUUAACAGUCUGACGGCCGAGGGAAAGAAGCUGUUCCUGUGACGGGAGGUUCUGGUCUGGAUGGACCGUAGCCUCCUGCCAGAGGGA